AUGCGUGUAACACUCUUUGCCGCCGCCCUUGCGGUCGCUCCCGUCUUCGCCUACCCCGGCAUGAAGAACACAUUCUCUGAGAUCCGCGCCCGUGUCGACGCCGACGGUAACGGCCCCGAUGCCGACGACUUCGACUCCAACGAGCUCAUCGGUGAUCUCGCCACCCUCGACGACUCCAAGCUUACCCCCGUCGGCAAGAGCGUCAAGGCUCUUCUCACCGGCGGCGAUGAACCGGAGAGCGCCGAUGCCUACAUCACCUCCGGCAGAGCCAGCAACCUGCCCGCGAAGGGCACUGCGGCUUGCGCAGCUGACACCUGUUGCAUCUGGAAGUACAUCGCCAACGACCUCCAGGGCGUCUUCCGUGGAAAGUCCGGUCGUUGCACCGACUUCGCCCGCGCUGCCGUCCGUCUCGGCUUCCACGACGCCGGUGGCUGGUCCAAGUUCACCGGUGACUUGGGCGGUGCCGAUGGCUCCAUCAUCCUCUCCCCCGACGAGUCGUCCCGUAUCGAAAACCAUGGUCUCGAGGAGAUCAUCGCCCAGACCAAGGUCUGGUUCAACAACUACAAGCAGUUCGGCAUCGGCAUGGCCGAUCUGAUUCAGUUCUCCGCCAACGUCGCCACUGUCGUCUGCCCUCUUGGCCCCCGUGUUCGCACGUACGUCGGCCGCAAGGAUUCUGCCCAGGCCUGCCCUGAAAACCUCCUUCCCCCGGUCACCGGCUCCGCCGACUUCUUGAUCGAGCUCUUCGAGAACAAGACUAUCAAGCCUCACGGUCUCACCGCCCUCAUCGGAGCCCACACCACCAGCCAGCAGCGUUUCGUCGACCCCGAGCGUGCCGGUGACCCGCAAGAUAGCACUCCCGGUGUUUGGGACGUUAAGUUCUAUGCGGAGACCCUCGGCAAUGCCCCCGCUCGUGUCUUCAAGUUCGCCUCCGACGUUGUCCUUUCCCGGGACCCUCGCAUCAGUACCGAGUUCAAGGCCUUCGCUGGCCAGGGCGGACAGGCUCACUGGAACGAGGACUACUCGCGCGAGUACAUCCGCCUGUCUCUCCUCGGUGUCAACAACAUUAACGACCUCACUGAGUGCACCAAGGCUCUGCCUCCUAGGACCACCGGCUUCACUGCACCUGAUCAGGCCGCUCUUGACAAGUGGCUUGCCACCAAGGAUCGCAUGUCCAAGAUUGCUGAUGAGCUCCGCAACGGUGGUAACAUCAGCAACCUCAUUACUAGCGUCAUGGGCUGGCUGAAGGGUAUUUUCGGCGGCAGAUUCUAA
Molecule: messenger RNA, 1269 nt
Organism: Colletotrichum karsti
Lineage: Eukaryota; Fungi; Ascomycota; Sordariomycetes; Glomerellales; Glomerellaceae
Product: ligninase h2 precursor
Exons: 2
Coding region: 1-1269 (422 amino acids)
Biological process (GO): response to reactive oxygen species; hydrogen peroxide catabolic process; cellular response to oxidative stress
Molecular function (GO): peroxidase activity; heme binding
Source: RefSeq, a predicted model, not a curated record